This is a messenger RNA of Chara braunii, 629 nucleotides long. The record is from the annotation of a GenBank genome assembly. Lineage: Eukaryota; Viridiplantae; Streptophyta; Charophyceae; Charales; Characeae.
GGGAAGUGGAGAGUCGGAACCAUCACCGGCUAAUUUGCACCCAGCAGUGGAACCUGUGAGCGAGGUCCGGAGAUUGAAGUCGGCCUAUAAGAAGAUCUUGGAGGACAACGAAGCUAUGCAAGCGGAGGUGCGACUAUCGAAGGAGAUAAAGGCACAGGCGCAGACUGAAACUAUUGAGUUAUGUAAGAAGUUGACUGGAAAAACGCCUUGUCCUUCCCGAUCCAACCUUCGGGCUUCUUUUGAAGCGGUUGCGGAUUCGGAGGAAGACGAUGAUGAUGAUGUGGUACAUUUGACUCGGAACGUGAAGGCAUCUUCGACUAAGGGGCAAGCUUCAAGAAUGGUGUUGUUUGAGAAGACCGCACGACGUAAGCUCAAGGGACUACGAACAAAUCAAAUCAUGAAGAUUUAUGAGGAGGAGGGAGUGCAGUUUGUGACUAUUAAACAGGCGAUUGAUUCUAUUGUUGAGAAACGGCUUGAUAAUGAGUUUAAGACAGAUGGCAGUGAUGAUGAUCCUAAGAGUGAGGAUCUGGCGGGCGAUGACACUGCACGCAAGGCGGGGGGUAAUCCUGAAGGGGGCGGUGUGCAGGUUGUGUCGGAUUCUUAGGGAUCCUUCCCGAGCGUAAACACGG